GCUAGGCGCCGGCGGAGGAAAAGAGCAGGCAUGGCACUCUUCGUCGUUCACAGAUACCUUGGUGAUGAAGACAAUGACCCCGAAGACCACUCGCAAGUGCUCCUGCGACGGCUGAAGGAACGGGUAAGAGCUCGACAACAGCAAAAGCAGCAGCAGCAGCAGCAGGAUGAUCACAUGCCUGCAGAAAGUGGACCAAAUAAUGAAAUGCCUGACUUGGACUUGGAGAAGGAAGCAAAGCAGAAGUCCAAAAAGAGGAAGCAAAGUGAGGAAUCCCCUUUUACAGAAGGCCAUAGAAAGAGAAAGAAGAAAUUAUCCACUGAAGGGGGUGAAGGUGUGGAAGAGAAAGACUGUGAUCUUAGUCCAAGAAGAAGUAAAACCAGUGGAAAGGAAUCUAAAACGCCACAAGGAAGCACUGAUGGAGGGGAAGGUAAAACAAAUCGAAGUGAAAUUAAGUUAGCAAGCCAUCUAGAAAAUGACGGCUCAGCAGGAGAGGGGGAGGAUGGCUCGGAAGCCAGAGCAAACGAGAGCCAGGGUGAAGAGGAGCAGACGCUGAAGUCGCCGCGGGAUCCAAAGGAAACCCCCCCACCUCCCAACACAAUUGUUCUUGGUGACUGGGGUUGGAAGGCAGCGCAGAAGAAGAAGGUGGAGCCUCAUCUGCCACGCUGGCUGGCUGAACCUAAGCUGGUCCAGAGGCGGAUCAAAGAGAAUGUUGUCCCACUCCAAGAUGUUCCAGUAAUCCAUCCAAAACUGAGGAAGAAACUGCAAGCAAAUGGAAUAGAGUCUUUGUUUCCAGUUCAGGCCGAGGUGAUUCCAGCCAUCUUGGAAAGCGGGUUUUUGGCCGGGAGAGGUGGCUACCAGCCCAGUGAUAUCUGCGUCUCAGCCCCUACCGGCAGUGGCAAGACCCUGGCCUUUGUCAUUCCGGUGGUGCAGGCUCUGUUAGACCGAGUCGUCUGCCGAGUGCGAGCUCUGGCUGUCCUGCCCACCAAGGAACUGGCCCAGCAGGUGAAUAAAGUAUUCAACAUUUACACUGACGGGACAGGGCUGAAAGUGGUCCAGCUCACCGGGCAGAAGUCGUUUGCAAAGGAGCAGGAGUCGCUCGCCGAGGAGACGCUGAUGGGAUUUCGCAGCCUGGCAGACAUUGUCGUGGCCACUCCUGGGCGCCUCGUGGAUCAUCUUCAGCAGAGCCCCCAGUUCAGCCUGAAAGAACUUCGCUUCCUGAUAAUUGACGAAGCCGAUCGCAUGAUUGACAACAUGCACCAGGACUGGCUGCGGCAGGUGGUGGCGGCAGCUCACUCGGCGGCAGAAGAGGGCUCUGGCACCCUGCAGCUGUUCAGGAGGGCAGAGCAGGGGCCCCUCACGGCAGCCAGAGCUGGCUGCCCCCAUGUCCCCCUGCAGAAACUCCUCUUCUCAGCCACCCUGACGCGGAACCCGGAAAAGCUGCAGCCGCUGGGCCUCUACCGGCCUCGCCUCUUCACACCCAUCUCCUUGGAGAAGGCGACGGAGACCACGAAGAAGUACGCCCUCCCAGAGGGGCUCUCGCAAUACUACGUGCCCUGCAGCCUGCGCUGGAAGCCCCUCUUCCUCUUGCAUUUCCUGCUGCGGCUGAAGUUCUCCCGCGUCCUCUGCUUCACCAACAGCAGGGACACGUCACACAGGCUCUUUCUACUGCUUCGGUCCUUUGGCGGCGUGAACGUAGCCGAGUUCUCUUCCAGGCUGAAUCCAAGGCAAAGGAAGUUGACACUGAAGGAAUUUGAACAGGGGAAGAUCCAGCUGUUAAUCAGCACAGACGCCACAGCCCGAGGAAUCGACAUUGGCGGAGUGAAAUGCGUCAUCAGCUACGAUGCUCCUCAGUUCAUCAGGACCUACAUUCACCGAGUGGGCAGAACGGCUCGUGCAGGGAAAGCGGGACUCGCCUUCACCAUGGUGCUGAAACAGCAGGAGAGGAAGUUUCUGAAGAUGCUGAGGGAAGCCGGUCUUCCUGAGUUGGAGCAGCAGCUGGUGAAGAACACGUCCCUCCAGCCACUCCUCCCACAGUAUGAGGAAGCCUUGGCAGACCUCCAGAAGAUAAUGAAGGAGGAGCGAGCUGAGAAGAGAUCUUGAGAGCAAGUCCAGGCAAGCCAGAGAUGUCCUUCUGAGAAUAAUCAGGGGGCUGGAACUCUUACUUUGUGCUUUGGAUUCUAAUGUCUUGAGUACACAAUGGCAUUCAGAAGCAAACACUAAGGCUUAAGAGCUCCUGGAAGUAUCAAGAUACGGAAGGAGUGUCCAUCGCACGGCUGAAGGAGAGCCAACUGCCAGCCUGCUGUCGUCAAGGCCACCUCUUGCUCCAUCAAAGACCAGCGGAGCAUGCCUUAGCUUGUAAAUAAAGGCUCACCAGCCUUGCCUAUCGAAUUGCUACUCCCUCAUGGCCAAAAGAGGGGAUCAAAGGUUGCUGAGCCCAACUGGGCUUUAAGAGCGAGGGCUCCAUCUCAGGAAGAAGUUUUAAAUAAAGAAAUCAACCUGUGCCUUCUGGGGCAGGCAAGAUGUC
Molecule: messenger RNA, 2524 nt
Organism: Lacerta agilis (Sand lizard)
Lineage: Eukaryota; Metazoa; Chordata; Lepidosauria; Squamata; Lacertidae
Gene: DDX51
Product: DEAD-box helicase 51
Exons: 16
Coding region: 31-2100 (689 amino acids)
Cellular component (GO): nucleus
Molecular function (GO): nucleic acid binding; ATP binding
Source: RefSeq, a predicted model, not a curated record